CCGAGCUGCUCUGACUGAUCCGGCUCUUUUGUUUUUCUUCUCUUGGAAGAUUUAAGUGGAAGCAGAUGCUGUUCCUGCCAGGCUGGCUCUCUGUGACGCGCCUCCUCCGCUUUUAAACGUGUGUACUUUGAAGGAAACAACGUGUUUUUGUGUUUUUGUUCAUGUGACGUUUCCAGCGUUACAGUCUGAUCAGCUGAUAGGACGCUCUGCUUUCUCAGGCGGAUGGAGACGGAGCGUUGCGCACUUUGGAUUUGGAGGAUAAUCAGAGAGACGGAGCAGCAACGUUUCCUUUGAAGAGUCACAAGUUUGUUUCCAGCUGAAUGAAAUGCUGCUGCAGCUGCUUUCAUGCUGAGCAGUUUUAGUGACCUAUAAUAACCCUGGUGAUGAUGAGGAGGAGGAGGAAGGCUCAGUGAUGCGGUGCCUCCGGGCCUCAGCCGGGAUGUUUCCCCGCCGCCGGUGCUGCUCGGGGCCGCUGCUGCUGGUGCUCGUUGCCGCAGUGAUGCUGAUGGUGGCGCGGACCCGCCUCCGGUCCGGGCGCGUGCAGCACGAGGAUGAUGAUGAUGAUGAUGAAGAUGUGCGCAGCGGGAAGCCGUCAGAUGGAGUCCUGAUGGAGGAGACCCGGAAGUUCAUCACACACCUGCAAAGAUUACACACAAACACUCAGGUCCAGUCUGGACGGAGGCUUGUUGUGGUUCUGACGGGUCGGCAGCUCGUCAGUGACACUGAGGUCCAGCUGUACCAGAGAGUCCUGCAGCAGCUGGACUACCAGGUCCACAUGUCCAGAUACGCAGAGACCAGCAGCCUCCUCAGGAAUCACCACGGUGUGGGUGGGUGGAGCCUGCUGCUGUGUCUGAGCAGCGCAGAGAGAAGCUGUCUGAGGAGAAUCUCCUUCAGUCACCUACAGCCUCAGCAGAGGGUGAACUUGAUGCCUGGUCUGAUGGAGGCGUUCUCUGAUGCAGGUUCUGGUCUCUGUCAGCUGUUCACUCACCUGUCAGGAUCUGAGUUACCAAUGAGACGACACGCCUGUGGAUCGACCAAUCACAAGCUGCACAUUCCUCAUGAUUCAGCAGCAUCCGACAGUCAUUCACCUGUGGGAGCCCCACUUCCUGGCCUGGUUGCCAUGGUGAAUGUUUACGUCCUGGUGACAUCACUCAGACCGCUCACUUCCUUCCUGCAUGACAUCAGCGUAGUGACGACCAAUCAGGAGGGAAAGGGACGUCCCACUAAGAUCAGGGACUUCCUGCUGCAGCAGUUUGGACAGACAUCCUCCCAUGAUGCUCUGGGGCAGGUGAAGCAGGUGAUAGGUGAGGUGUUACACGCUGCAGUGUCGACCAAUCAGAGAGCAGAAACACCAAACAGGUGUGUGUUGUGUUACCAGCUGCUCACCUUCACUCUGCUGUUCAGCGGCUUGAUCACACCUGUUAUCAUCCAGGUUGACGCUGAUUUAACUUUCUCAGCUCUGAGCGGAGAAACCUUCGACCAGCAGAUCACCAAAGACCUGAUCCUGGAGGACUCGCUCCACUUCCUGCUGGCCUCACAGACUCACCUGUCAGAGACUCACCUGUCAGAGACUCACCUGUCCCCAGAGACUCACCUGUCAGAGACUCACCUGUCCCCAGAGACUCACCUGUCAGAGACUCACCUGUCAGAGACUCACCUGUCCCCAGAGACUCACCUGUCCCCAGAGACUCACCUGUCCUCAGAGACUCACCUGUCCUCAGAGACUCACCUGUCCUCAGAGACUCACCUGUCCUCAGAGACUCACCUGACAGAGACUCACCUGACAGGCGGUGGACAGUAUGGUGGCUGCAGAGGGACACCCGGCGUCUGUCUGUCAGAAGAAGAACUUCUUCUUCUGCUUCAGUUUCAGCGGCAGAUGAAGAUGCCUUCCGCCUUUCAGCUGCUGUAUCCGAGCACCUCCUCCUCCUCCUUCUCCUCCUCCUCCUCCUCCUCCUCUGGUCUGACUGUCUCUGACCUCCUGCUGAGAAUCGGCCGUUACUACGAGCUGCAGAGGAGUCACAGCGAUGGACGUCAGCAGACGCAGGCAGCUGAAGGUGUGUGUUCGGACCCCCACCUGAGACAGAUCUACACCGACCCGCCGCUCACGCUCGUCCCGCCCUUCAGCCCGCGGGUGAAGGAGUACUGGGCCGAGGUGACCUUUGACACGCUGACGGUUCGGAUCCGACCAGAGCCAAUCAGCUCGGCCUGCAGGGUUCACCUGGACGAACACCGAGGGCCAAGGAUGGCGAACAUCCCCGUCGGCCUCGGCAACAGCAGGAUCAGCAUCCUGGUGACGGACGGCGGUGAGCCAGAGCCUGUUGUCAUGACAAUCUACACUGUGCAUGUGUACCGCGAGAGCCAGCCCAGCCUGCCCAUGUUCGGAGAUCAUGUGACGUGCAGCUUCCUGCAGGACUGUGGUUUGCUGGUCCAGCCUGAUCAGUCUUGUGGUCUGGAGUCUUUCGUCUGGUCUCAGAGUCCAUUACAGACCUGCAGCUCAGGACAUGAACCAGGUCGGUGGGUGGUUCCGUGUCUCAGCUGUUCUGACAACAGGACGUGUGAUUGGAGGGAGGUUGCCUGGCAACCAGACGGCUGUUAUCACCCGUUAGUGGACCGACCCCUGCUGCAGGACUGCAUGACAGACAGGAAGGUGCUGUUCCUCGGGGACUCCACUAACAGAGGGAUGAUGUACUUCUUGGCGGAGCGUCUGAACUGCAGCCUGGUGAACUGGGAGCGAGCUCACAGCACGCUGCUGUACAGGAAGCUGAACCAGGGCCGCUCUCUGAUUGGCUACUCAUACUAUCCUCAGUUCUGGUUGGACAGGAAGCUCAGACCCACCUUCAGACAGGCGCUGCUGCAGCUGCUGCACAGGUCACGACCUCUGCAGAACUCCCACCUGACUGUGCUCGUAGUGGGAGGAGUCCAGUGGCUCAACACCAAUCACCUGGAGACAGUCAGAGAGGUGCUGGACAGAGAGUCUCUCAGCAGGAUCCUGGUGGUGGUGAAGUCUUUGGGAAUGGGCUUCCACCUUCCUGUAGACGGGAUCCGAUCCCUCAGUCUGAGAGAAAUUCAACAUCUGCACCAAGAGAACAGCAACAUCAUCACCAGAGCAAAGCAUCAUGGGUACGAGGUGAUCGACACGUUUGGCAUCACGAUGGGUCGAUAUAAGGAGUUCCUGCAGGGCCGAUGUGCAUGCCACUUCCAUGAGGUGGAAAAGUUAUCGUCCUCUGAGUCUCCAGGCGACGCGACGUCAACGACCAAUAGAACCAGACCUGAACCUGCACUCAGCAGCCAAUCAGCCGCGCCAAACACUAACCAGGAGGCGGGGCCUAACGUCUCGUCCUAUCACGUGAGAGGACCAGUGAACCAGGUGUACUCUGAGAUCCUGCUGAGCCGCCUCUGUCCCAGAAACACCUGAGAGAGUGUGUGUGUGUGUGUGUGUUUAUGUGUGUGUGUGUGUGUG
This is a messenger RNA of Scomber scombrus (Atlantic mackerel), 3460 nucleotides long. It is a transcript of the gene cped1, whose product is annotated as cadherin-like and PC-esterase domain containing 1. Lineage: Eukaryota; Metazoa; Chordata; Actinopteri; Scombriformes; Scombridae. The coding region runs from base 413 to 3415 and encodes 1000 amino acids. The record is from RefSeq and is a predicted model, not a curated record. The transcript has 22 exons.